AUGUGUUUUAGGGGCGUCAAUACAGGAGCCAUUGCUAGUCGACCUGCUGCUGACACUGGUCUCACUGCUCCAGCUCCCAUCAAUCCUGAAGAGUUCGAGAAGCUUUCUGAAGAAGAUCAGAUUGCGCAUAUAAAGGAUGUUUCGACAGCAAAGUACCACUCUAGCAAUUUCCAAAAGAAAACCACGAAUAUCAUGUCCGGACCACCACCGCCAACGUACACGUGCAAUCGUUGCAAUCAACCUGGACACUGGUACAAGAACUGCCCAAUGGUAAUCAUGCACAACUCGCGGAAGCAUUUUCCCGUUAUCCGGUAGCG
Molecule: messenger RNA, 317 nt
Organism: Cylicostephanus goldi
Lineage: Eukaryota; Metazoa; Nematoda; Chromadorea; Rhabditida; Strongylidae
Source: the annotation of a GenBank genome assembly